CCUCUUGGGCUGUGGGCGGGGCCUAUCCUGUGAGGCGGGAGGAGAAGCGGCGGCGAGGCGCCCGGAUGAGCGUGCCCUCGGAGCCCUCGCUGGAGGCCGCGGUGCAGGCGCUGGAGCGCAGCCUCCUUGGGGCCCCCGGCCAGGGCUGGUAGCCAUCCUGCUUGGCGGCCCGGAUCCGUGAGAUCCUCACCCAGAGCCUCUGCGGAGAGCCAGCCCUCCCUCCGGACGCGAUGGCGGCCCCCUCCUCUCCGUCCUCGCUGCUGUCCGUCCAGGAAGAGAACCACCUCCUGCAGCAGGAGCUCUCCCGCCUGGAGGACCUCCUGGCCCAGAGUCGGGCCGAGCGCGACGAGCUGGCCAUCAAGUACAACGCCAUCAGCGAGCGGCUGGAGCAGGAGCUGCGCCUGGAGACGGGGCCCGGCCGGGAUGCGGCCUCCCCGCCGGAGAGCAAGGCCCUGGCCCAGCAGAACGUGGAGCUCCGGCGGCGGCUGGAGGAGGAGCAGGCCGGCUACAAGCGCAAGCUGCAGGCCUACCAGGAAGGGCAGCAGCGCCAGGCCCAGCUGGUGCAGAAGCUGCAGGCCAAGGUCCUUCAGUACAAGAAGAAGUGCGGGGAGCAAGAGCAGCAGCUGCUGGAGAAAUCCACAGAGCUGGAGCAGCAGCAACUAGUGGGCCGCCUGGACCUGGCCGAGUCCUGCCUGCGCCUCGACGAGGAGCACAGCAGCGACCUGGAGAACGCCCUCAUCCGCCUGGAGGAAGAGCAGCAGAGGAGCGCCAGCCUUGCCCAGGUCAACGCCAUGCUGAGAGAGCAGCUGGACCAGGCCAACACGGCCAACCAGGCCUUGAGCGAGGACAUCCGGAAGCUGACCGCCGACUGGACCAAGGCCCGGGAGGAGCUGGAGCAGCGGGAGGCCGAGUGGCGGCGAGAGGAGGAGUCGUUCAACGCCUACUUUAGCAACGAGCACAGUCGCCUCAUGACUCUCUGGCGGCAAGUGGUCGGCUUCCGGAGGCACUUCCACGAAAUGAAGACCCAGACGGAGAGGGACCUCUCGGAGCUGGGCCACGAACUCUCCCGCUCCGGCCGCGCGGCGCAUGCCUCCUGCCUGGACGUAGUCAGCCGCCUGCGCUUGUCGGAGAGCGGUGCCACGGCGCAGGUGGAGAAGCAGGCGCGGCUGGCAGCACAGAUGGAGGAGCAGCUGAGGGACAAGGUCCGCGACAUGAUCCAGCUGCAGGUCCGCUGCGACCUGGAGAAGGCCGAGCUCAGCAGCAGGAUCGGGGAGCUCACUUCGGGCUUGGAGCGCCUGAAAGGCCAGAACGCGGAGAAGGCCCAGGCCAUGGAAGCGAUGAGCGAGAAGCUGGAGGCCUUGGAAGCUUCUCGCGCCCAGGAGCAGGCCUUGGCCGAGGCGGAGGAGAUGGACGCCCUGCGGACGGAGUCCGAGGCCCUCCAGCAGACUCUCCGGGACCUCGCACAGGCUGUGCUCUCGGACGCCGACAGUGCCGUCCAGCUCUCGGCUGCCUCCUCCUGCGAGAGUGACGCCGUGGGCCUCGGCCUGAGGGGCCUCUCGUCCAGCCUGCGGACCCCCUCCCCUCUACGCCGCCCCUCCCCCCGCAGGGGCCUCUCCCCCGUCUUCCCAGCGGAGCCCACCCUGGUCCUGGUGCAGGCGGCCCUGCACAAGCGGCAGCUCCAGCUCCAGGAUCUCCGUGGGAAAUUCGAGGCGGCCCAGGACCGGAUCUCCUCCUUGAAGAGGCAGCUGGCCGAGCGCGACGAGGACCGGCGGUCCUUAGAGCAGGAGGCCCAGCGGCUGAAGGGCGACCUGGAGGCCGUGGCCGUGGCCCAGGAGGAGGCCUCGCGCGACGCCACCCGCUUCCGCUCCUCUGCGGAGCACCUGGGCAGCGAGAAGGCCGCCCUGGAGAAGAGCUUGAAGGCCGCGCUGGAGGAGCUGGAGGAGCUGCGGCGGGAGAGCGAGCAGCUGCGGGCGGCCAACAACGACCUCCGGCGUCUUCGCGAGGCCCUCGAGGAGGAGAAGGAGGAGCUCCUGAGGGACCAGGAGCGGGGACAGAAGGAGACAGAGCGCAGUCAGAGGCACCUGGAGCACCUGGAAGGGGCCAGAUCCAGCCUCAAGAAGGAGCUCGUCCUGGCCAAGGAGGCCCUGAGCAAAGCCAGCCUGGAGAAGGAGGUCCUGGAGAACGAGAAGGCCGAGGCAGCGGCAGCCCUGACCAAGUUAGAGGCAAACCUGGCCGAUCUCCAACUGGCCCUGAGCCGGACCCGGACCGAGGAGGCCUCCCUGCGCGACUCCCUCUCCAAGAUGGGCGCCCUCAACGAGGCUCUGGCGCAAGACAAGACGGAGCUGCACCGCGUCAUCGUCCAGCUGGAGGAGGAGAAGGCCUCCCUCCUGGGGAGGAAGGAGGCCGCGGAGCAGGAGAAGGCCACCCUCCGGGAGGAGCUGGUGCGACUGGAGCAGGAGCGGCUCGACCUGGCCACGCAACGCCACGGCUUGGGACACUCUCUGCAGGCGGCGGAGGCCGGCCGGGAGGCGCUGGAGCAGGAGGUGGCGGCCGUGCGGGAGGAGCGGGAACGCCUCCAGGAGCAGCUGGGGCAGGCAACCCGCCAGAGGAACGCGGCCACGGAGGAGCUGUCGGUGGUGCGCCGAGAGCUGGAGCGUCACAGCGAGGCUGUCCUCCGCGCAGCCAAGGAGAAGGAGGCUCUGGCCAAAGACAAGGCCGGCCUGGCCGUGCAGCUGGACGCCUCCGAGCGGGAGAACCGGGGCCUGGCCCAGGAGAUGGCCGGACUCAGGUCCGAGAAGGACUCCCUGGAGGCCGCCCUCUUUGAGGCCCAGCGGCGCCUGGCCCAGACGGAGGCCCAGAAGGAGCGGCUGGAGGCCGAGGGACGGGCCUGGCUCCUGGCCAAGGAGGCCUUGCAAGUGGAGCUCCAGAGCGUCCGGCAGCAGACGGAGUCCACGGUUUCCCUCCUGGAGCGAGAGAGAGACCAGGCGGCGCAGAAGGCGGCUCAGGUGGAACAGGAGGCGCAGGCGGCCCUGAGGAGCGCACAGGCGGCCCACGAGGAGCACCUGGACCGCCUCCAGCGGGAGAAGGAGGCACUGCGCCUGGAGCUUGAGGCCGAGCGACAGGAGCUGCUACAACGCACGGCACAGGAGCGGGAGGAGCUGCAAGGGCGGCACGAGGCGGAGAAGGAGGAGCUGGGCGAGGAGGUGGCGGCCCUGCAGCAGGAGAGGGACGAGGGGCUGCUCCUGGCCGAGAACGAGAAGCAGCAGGCGCUGUCCCUCAAGGAGUCUGAGAAGGCCGUGCUGCUGGAGAAGCUCUCGGCCGCUCAGGAGACCCUAGCCAGCGCCACCCUGGAGACGGAGCGGCUGCGGCGGGAGGCUUUGGGGCGCCAGGAGCACGAACGGGGCACCAUCAGCGCCUUGAACUCGGAGCUGCGUGGGCUGCGGGCCCAGUUCGAGGAGGCCAUUGCGGGCCACGAGCGGGAGGCCAAGGCUCUGCACGAACAGGCCCGGGAUCUUGCCAGGCAGCGGGAGGCCGCUCUCCGAGGGGCGGAGGAGCUGAAGGCGCAGCUGCGUCUGGCGGAGGAGGCCCGCGAGGCCCUGCGGCGGGAGCAGGCGGAGGCCCAGCGCAAGGCCCGGGCGGCCCAGGAGGAGCAGGAGUCCCGGCGCAAGGAGGCCGCGGAGCUGCGCAGGAGCCUGGCCGACGAGGGGAGGGAGAAGGACGCCCUGCAGAGGUCCAACGCCGAGCUGCGCAUCGCCCUGAAGCGGGCCGAGGGGGAGCGCAUCAGCUUGAAGCGGGCCAACGAGGAGAAGGAGCAAAAGAUGUCCGUCCUGGAAGAGGCCCGGGCGGCCAUGGAGAAGGAGGCCGCCGAUGUCCGUAGCAGCCUCCAAGAAGUGGAACGGUCAAGGCUCGAAGCCCGACGGGAGCUGCAGGAGCUGCGGAGACAGGUGAAGAUGCUGGACAGCGAGAACAGCAAGAAGAGCAAGGAGGUGGCGGAGCUGCAGUCCCGGGUCUCCCUGGAGGAGCAGCGCGAGGCGGAGAGCCGCAGAGAGUCUUUCGGCCUCAAACAGAAGAUCGUGGAGAGCGAAGCCGGGCGGGAGUCUGUCCGGAAGGAGCUCCAGAACCUGCAGCGGAGGCUCUCAGGCUUGGAGCAGGAUUUCCGCCUGCGGGAGCGGGAGCUGCGCGGCGGCCUGGAGGAGUCCCGGGGCAACGAGCGGAAGCUGCAGGACGAGUCCCGCAACCUGGGCCUGAAGCUGGAGGCGGCGGAGGCGGCGGCGGCGGAGCUGGGCCUGCGGCUGAGCGGGGCGGAGGGGCGGGCGCAGGGCCUGGAGGCAGAGCUGGGUCGCGUGGAGGGGCUCAGGCGGCAGGCGGAGGCACGGCUGGGCAGCCUCCACUCGGCCCUCCGGAGGAGCCUGGGCCUCGGCCACCACAAAGGGUGCCCCCCCAGCCUGUCCCUCGCAGGACCCCCCCCAAAAGGUGACGUGACCAAGGAGGAGGAGCGGGCGGGGAGCCCCGCGGAGCAGACCCUGUCUCCCAGCCGGAGCGAGCAGGCGAUGGCCGACGUUGACCCGGAGGCCGUGAGGACCGCACUCCAGGACUUGCUGCAGGAGAUGAGGGAGACGCAGCGAGAGCGGGACGAAGGCCGCUCCCGCCUGGGAGCCCUGACCCGCCAGCUCGCCGAGAUGGAAGCCGACCGGGACGCGGCCAAAUCCCGGGUGCAGCAGUUACAGAAGCAACUGGCCGAGAGCGAGGAUGGAAGGCGCAGUCUGGAGGGGAGGCUGAGCGAGGCCCAGUCCGCGAUGGCGCUGCAGGAGGAGAGCCUGCGCCAGGGCGAGAGGGAGCGCAAGGCCCUGGCAGAGAAGGCGGCGGACCUUGACCGGGCCCUGAGGGCGUUGGAGGGGGAACGCAAGGCCAGCCAGGAGAGGAUGGCCAAGAUGAAGGCCGGCGAGGCCCGGCUGGAGGCGGACAAGCGGCGGCUGAAGGAGGUCCUGGACGCCUCGGAGGGCCGGGGCACCAGGCUGGAGCUGCUCCGGCGCUCGCUGGAGGGGGAGCUGCAGAGGGCCAGGCUGGGGCUGAGCGACCGCGAGGCCGAAGUCCAGCUGCUGCGCGACCGCCUCGAGGUCCUGCAGAGACAGGUGUCGGAGAGCGAGGCCAAGGCCGGCGCCUUGCAGCUGUCUCUGGACCGCAGCGGCCUCUCUCUGGCCAAAGCCACGGAGGCCGAGAACUGCCUGAAGGAGAAGCUCCAGAGCCUGAGUGCCUCCCUUGCUGAGAGCCACAGCGCGGCCGGAUCGGCGCAAGAGAAGGCCCUGCAGUUGCAGAAGGCCCUGGCGGCCAGCGAGCACGACCGGAGGGUCCUGCAGGAGCGGCUGGACGUGGCCCGGCAGGCGGCCUCGGAAGCCAAGAAGCAGAGCGGGGGCCUCUCGGAGCGGCUCCAGGCGCUGACCAGGGAGGCGGCCGAGCGGGAGAUGCAACGGGAAGAGACGGAGGCCCUGGCCAGGCAGCGGGAGGAGCGGCUGCUCCAGCACCAGGAGGGCGAGGCGGUGGCGCUGCGGGGCCUGCAGCGGGCGCAGGAGGAGCGGCGCAUGUUUCAGGAGCGGAUGGGCGCCCUGCAGCGGGCCCUGGCCCUGAUGGAGGGCGAGAAGCGCGAGGCCGAGCGCGGGGCCCUGCGCCUGGAGAAGGACCGGGAGGCCUUGCGGAAGACCCUCGACAAGGUGGAGCGCGAGAAGCUGCGCAGCCACGAAGACUUGGUCCGGCUGUCGGCAGAGAAGGGCCACUUGGAGCAGGCCCUGGCCGGAGCAGAGCAAGAGCUGGCGGCCGCGCAGCAGCAGAUACGGAGGCUGGAGGAGCCCCGUCCGGAGCCGGCCCUGGAGGCCAGCGAGGGAGGGGGGCACCGGCAGAGGGUCAAGGCCCUGGAGGAGCAGAUCUCCCUCCUGAAGGAGCAGCUCCAGCGGGAGACCAGGAAGGGCUUCUUCCCACCGCCCGCCACCAUCCUCUCCGGGAAGUAGUCCUUCCGAAGGCGGCACCGGAGCUCUUCCGGGUUUCUAUAGGACCAGAAGGGCCCUGCCUACACUGGUUAUAAUGCAGAUCGGACAGGGUUGUAUGGCAGUGUAGACUCAUAACACUAGGAUUACAUGUCCCUGGGUUCUGAAUGUCAUUUCCUAAUUGGUAAAUGCAAACUGCAUCCUAGGGCAGUGUAAAUGGGCUUGCUGUGAUUUUAUAUGCUUUUAAUAAUGUUUAAUACUGUUUUGAUACCUGCAUAUUUGUAUAUUUUGAGUUAGAUAGAUAGAUACAACCAUGCUUUUAGUUGUGAGCCGCUUUGAGUCUCCGUGUGGAGAGGAAAAGCGGGAUAUAAAUAAGCAUAAUAAUGUGUUGUCGAAGGCUGUUGUGGCCGGAAUCACUGGGUUGCUGUGAGUUCUCUGGGCUGUAAGGCCAUGUUCCAGAAGCAUUCUCUCCUGACGUUUCACCCACACCUAUGGCAGGCAUCCUCGGAGGUUUGUGAGGUCUGUUGGAAACGAGGCCAGUGGGGUUCAUAUACCUGUGCAAUAAUGUCCAGGGUGGGAGAAAAAACUCUGUAGAAAGUUUAUAGGUUGUGUUUCUUCCUCAGCUUCCCUCUGCGGUCAGUGGUUCCCCGAGGCAGGAAGCAGCCAGGCUUUGAAGCUGCAAGGCUGUUCAGUGCUACCCAAGGUGGCCAAUGGCAACAUUCAUACUGUCCUCCCACCCUGGACAUUAUUCCACAGGGAUAUAUAUAUAUAUAUAUAUCAACCUCACCUGCCGAUUUCCAGCCUGCCAUAGAUGUGGGCAAAGCGUCAGGAGAGAAUGCUUCUGGGACAUGGAUAGACAAGCCCGGAAAUCUCACAGCAUCCCAAACAUAUUAAUAAUGUGUUUUUAACCUACCAUGUUUCCCCGAAAAUAAGACAGUGUCUUAUAUUAAUUUUUGCUCCCAGAGAUGUGCUAGGUCUUAUUUUCAGGGGAUGUCUUAUUUUUCCAUGAAGAAGAAUUUACAUUUAUUGUUGAACUAAAAAAUGAACAUUUAUUAUAUACUGCACAGUAGUUGUCAUCACAAACCAGCAGAACCAGACAAACUGUGAAUCCUAUCAAGAAUUUCUUGUUAUUACCAUUAUUUCCAAACAAAAACUUUGCUAGGUCUUACUUUUGGGGCAGGCCUUAUAUUUAGCAAUUCAGCAAAACCUCUACUAGGUCUUAUUUUUUGGGGAUGUCUUAUUUUCGGGGAAACAGGGUAUGUUGUUGCUGGGCUUGGUCGGGGAGAUGGAGGUGUGGUACAAAAAUAAUGUUGUUGUUGUUAUUAUUAUUAUUAUUAUUAUUAUUAUUAUUAAAUAACUACAAUAAUCAUAAUAACGAUGGUAGCUUUGGACCCCAUAAGAGCCCUGUCUCAUUUGGAAAGGGAAUGAGGCACACACCUUUUGGGGUGAAGUGGCCCCCAAAUAAUAAUAAUAAUAAUAAUAAUAAUAAUAAUAAUAAUAAUAAUAAUAAUAAUAACGAAGGGGUAAGUUCCUUCAACCGGGUCCUUCCUUGCACUGUUUCUUUCGUCUCUGUGACCAAAUUUUGUAAACAUGUAGACCUUCCGCAUUUGCAUAGUUCGCUUACCGGUUGAGCCGUCCCUGACUCCAGAUCACGAAUAGGCAAACUUGGGCCCUCCUGGUGUUUUGGACUCCAACUCCCACAAUUCCUAACAGCCUACCGGCUGUUAGGAAUUGUGGGAGUUGGAGUCCAAAACACCAGGAGGGCCCAAGUUUGCCCAUGCUUGGUAUAGACACUAAUAUAUUUCUCUAGGGUUUUUCUAUAAUGUAAACCACUAAUCAGGGUAAACUAGGGGGAAGUUAUUUUUGUAAGGAUGGGAAUAAAAGCUGUCUUGUCCCA
Molecule: messenger RNA, 7875 nt
Organism: Anolis carolinensis (green anole)
Lineage: Eukaryota; Metazoa; Chordata; Lepidosauria; Squamata; Anolidae
Gene: crocc
Product: ciliary rootlet coiled-coil, rootletin
Exons: 37
Coding region: 231-6002 (1923 amino acids)
Biological process (GO): cilium assembly
Cellular component (GO): centrosome; centriole
Source: RefSeq, a predicted model, not a curated record